Xyrauchen texanus (razorback sucker) is the source of this 1582-nucleotide messenger RNA. RefSeq names its product isopentenyl-diphosphate Delta-isomerase 1-like. The record is from RefSeq and is a predicted model, not a curated record. Gene Ontology annotation, molecular function: isopentenyl-diphosphate delta-isomerase activity. The transcript has 5 exons. Gene Ontology annotation, biological process: isoprenoid biosynthetic process; isopentenyl diphosphate biosynthetic process. Gene Ontology annotation, cellular component: cytoplasm. Lineage: Eukaryota; Metazoa; Chordata; Actinopteri; Cypriniformes; Catostomidae. Bases 224 to 1081 code for a protein of 285 amino acids.
AGAGGCUGCUGUGCCGUGCCUCGUGACAGAUUAGCAACACUCGCUCAUUUUCUUCACUAUUUUUGUGCGUGCUGUAAGGCUGACCCGCGCAAUGAACACUAUCGCUGCAGUAGUGUAAGUGUGUUUAGCGCUGGUUUAUUGUGGAGUUGUACAACAGUGUGCAGGUUGAUUGUGGUGUGAUGGCGUGUGUGUAGUGUGAUUGGUCUGUGUAGUGAGUCUGGUCAUGGUGCGUUUGUUAUGGGCGGCGCGGAGACACGCGUUGAGCUGCAGAUCAGCUGCUGCGCGGCUCCUGAGACUCAAUAAACCCGCAGCAGUAGCAGCACAGUCUCCACAUUCACCUGUUCUUCAGAACACAACUCUAUACAGUCAGGUCAGACGGUUCAGAUCAGCUGUAAGGAUGCCGGAGAUUAACAUGGAUAAUCUGGAUGAAAAGCAGGUGCAGUUGCUUGCAGAGAUGUGUAUUCUCAUCGAUGACAAUGACAGAAAGAUUGGAGCUGACAGCAAGAAAAACUGCCAUCUCAACUCUAAUAUUGACAAAGGUUCAUUGCAUCGAGCGUUCAGUGUUUUCUUGUUUAACAGUGAAGAAAAGCUGCUCUUACAGCAGAGAUCUAAUGCCAAAAUAACUUUUCCAGGCUGUUACACCAACACCUGCUGUAGUCACCCACUGCACAUUGCCAGUGAACUGGAGGAACAGGAUGCCAUUGGGGUCAGACGCGCCGCACAGAGACGACUGCAAGCUGAGCUGGGCAUUCCCAUGGAUCAGGUGCCUCCAGAAGAGAUGACCUAUCUGACCCGGAUCCACUACAAAGCCCAGUCCGACGGCAUUUGGGGCGAGCAUGAGAUCGAUUACAUCCUCUUCAUGCACAAGGAUGUGGUUCUGAAUCCAGACCCCAAUGAGAUCCAGAGUCACUGCUAUGUCUCCAAAGAGGAACUGAAGGAGAUCCUGGAUAAGGCCAAGAGGAACGAGCUGAAGAUCACACCCUGGUUCAGCCUCAUUGCUGAGACCUUCCUCUUCAAGUGGUGGGACAAUCUCCAUAACCUCAAACAGUUCAUCGAUCACGACAGGAUCCACCACAUGUAAACAGUGUUUUCUGAGGGCUUAGUCACUAACAGACUCUUAAACAGUUUGUAGUCUUCAAGAUCAGUGUGAAAGACAGAACUGUUUGAUCAUGAGGUGUUUUGCUGGUUUGAAGACAAGAGUUGGGCAGCCUUUCGGCUGGACAAGGAGCAGGCUUUGUCGUCAUUAUUAAAGGGAUAGUUCACUCAGAAAUUAAAUUCAAUAAUUAUUUACUCUCAUGUUGUCGGGCAGAAUGUUAGUCUCCGUUCCCAUUCACUGGAAAAAAUAAUGGUGACUGAAUGCUGCAUAGAGUUUGGAGCGUUUUCUGUCUUUUGUUAUUUUCAUACAGAUUAAUUAUGGAGAAAUUGCUAACACACACUUUGUUUUUGUCUGAAGUGCCUAGUUUCAUAUGUGAGACUAUUCUUUUGAGAAUGUUUUUUGUAGAUGGAUCUAUCAGGUUUCACCAUGAAGUUUACAAUGAUGUUAAGUGAUUUUUGAAAAUGAAAAUAAAAGUUGGUUUCAUUA